CGACCCUGUAAUCUUCGUCUUGAGUCCGAAAUCUUCAUCGUACCAGUACUCAAAAUCGUCUCUGGAUUCUGCACGCCUGUUGAUCUCGACUUCGCCACGGGAAAAUCUCAACACUGCUUUGAACAACAGGAUAAGCCAUGCCCAUCCGAUCAGCAAGUUUCGCAGAUCUGCUGCCAGCAGCACACGUGUGUGCAGAAGCCUUCUUCGACGAGGAUCUGUUCGGCCAAAGAAUUCACCCAAACCGAUCAGCGUUCCCUGGAGACGUCUACCUCUUCUUCCUGCGACAGUUACGAAAAGACUUUUUCGACGGCCACAACACAGUCAUGGUUUCCCAUCCCGAGAAUCAACUAGCCUGUGUGACUGGAGUGGCUGUCUGGACGCGUAAAGGACGCGGUGGAGACCGUAUGGCUGCUUCUCAAUCAUGGUCUGCUUGGUUCACUGGGCGCUUCUUACUCCCAGCAUACAAUUGGCUGGGUUCGCUUAUUUGGCCCAAUCGUGCUGCAGAUCCAGCUAUGCUCGAUGUACUGGAUCGCGCAAUGCCAUUCACGGAACACUACUGGAAAACUCCAGAACGUCUCGAGAAUUGGUACUUGGCUUUGUUGGGAACAGGACCUGAAUACCAAGGCCAUGGCUAUGGCAAGGAAUUGCUCAAAUGGGGUAUUGAGCGUGCCACUGAAGAGGGCAUAUGUGUCAGUUUGGUUAGCGCGAAUGGUAAGGAUUUAUUCUAUAAGAGGUACGGCGUUGAUAAAGAGGCUGGGUGGGCUAGUGAGGGUGGUGAGCAGAACCCUAUACAUGAUAUCGCUGGCGGCAUGAUUUUGUUCUCAAAGAAGUUGGAGAAGAAGAUGCAGUAAGGAAGGGGGUUUCUGAGAAAAGUCAGACGACACGAGAUUAGAUAGUCAUUAAAGCGUAGCGGUCGAGAAUAAUGAGAGUGUUCAUUGCAGCGUCAA
Messenger RNA from Aureobasidium subglaciale EXF-2481, 947 nucleotides. RefSeq lists its product as uncharacterized. The record is from RefSeq and is a predicted model, not a curated record. Gene Ontology annotation, molecular function: acyltransferase activity, transferring groups other than amino-acyl groups. The transcript has a single exon. NCBI's taxonomy places the organism in Eukaryota, Fungi, Ascomycota, Dothideomycetes, Dothideales, Saccotheciaceae. The coding region runs from base 138 to 851 and encodes 237 amino acids.